CUCACUGCAGGCAGUUGUAGUUUAAUCAGCUGCAGUACGGACUGUUCAAAUGAGUUUUUAUCCUCUGUCAGCACGCACAGUGAGAGUAUUAGGACAUGGGGAACGGAAUUAAUAAGGUGCUGCCUGAUCUGUAUUUGGGCAACUUUAAAGAUGCCAGAGACAGAGAGCAGCUGGCAAGAAACAACAUCACACACAUUCUGUCUAUUCAUGAUACGGCUGCCCCUAUUUUACAGGAGAUGACCUAUCUCUGCAUCCCGGCUGCUGAUCUUCCCACGCAGGACCUGAAGCAACAUUUUAAACAGAGCAUCAUGUUCAUGCAUGAGUGCAGACUUAAAGGAGAGGGCUGUCUGGUCCACUGUCUGGCGGGUGUAUCGCGCAGUGUUACGCUGGUCGUGGCUUACAUCAUGACAGUGACGGGUCUGGGCUGGCAGGAGGCUCUGGCAGCGGUCAGGGUGGCACGGCCCUGUGCCACACCCAACCCCGGCUUUCAGAAACAGCUGCAGGAGUUUCAGAGCACACAGGCGGAAGAGUUUCGGGAGUGGUUACUGAGGGAGUACAAGGAAUGUCCUUUUAACGAUGAGGAGCACAUACGCAACCUGCUGGCUCAGGCUCCAACCAACACAGAACAAACCGAGGAGAAAGACACGGACAUGUAAAGAGAUCAGAGCGAUCCAUCGAUGCAUUCCUCCUUUUUACAAAUGUGUGAUGGCAAAUCCCCCACCCCCGUUCCUGCCAUUUAUAACAGGGUUCUGGAUUUGAUUGGCGUGUGUACAAUUUUGGCUAUCGCUGUUUUGUAACUUUGUUGUAUUUUGUAAAAAUUUGAUAAUUUUUACUCCAGCAGUGCUCAAGACUACUUUGUAUUCUGCUGUAUUCUACUCAGGAAUGAAAGUUUGUAAAGUCUGUGUAAUAAACAUGAUU
Messenger RNA from Trichomycterus rosablanca, 918 nucleotides. It is a transcript of the gene dusp22b, whose product is annotated as dual specificity phosphatase 22b. The record is from RefSeq and is a predicted model, not a curated record. Gene Ontology annotation, biological process: protein dephosphorylation; signal transduction. The transcript is spliced from 7 exons. Gene Ontology annotation, molecular function: protein tyrosine phosphatase activity; protein tyrosine/serine/threonine phosphatase activity. NCBI's taxonomy places the organism in Eukaryota, Metazoa, Chordata, Actinopteri, Siluriformes, Trichomycteridae. Bases 96 to 656 code for a protein of 186 amino acids. Gene Ontology annotation, cellular component: cytosol.